Messenger RNA from Dreissena polymorpha, 3070 nucleotides. RefSeq lists its product as uncharacterized. The record is from RefSeq and is a predicted model, not a curated record. Gene Ontology annotation, cellular component: heterochromatin. Gene Ontology annotation, biological process: rDNA heterochromatin formation. Lineage: Eukaryota; Metazoa; Mollusca; Bivalvia; Myida; Dreissenidae. The transcript has 2 exons. The coding region runs from base 1289 to 2620 and encodes 443 amino acids. Gene Ontology annotation, molecular function: DNA binding.
AAAAAAUUAAAAGAACACUUAUAAUAAUAUGUCAAAUCAUAAUAUUUAAUGAGCGCGGAUUCAAAAUAAAAUAUAUAACAUAGUUAAUAAAAAAGCGUGCUGUUGUGUUUUAGUGAGUGCAUUCCCGUUUAUAAACAAAUUGUUGUAAUCCUGAAAAAUUAACAAAAAUCGAAGUCAUCAAAACAAAACACGAUAAUUAAGGGCAUGUAUAAAUUCAAUUUCAAUAAUAAUUUAUCUUUGUCAUUUUUAGAAUCGGCUUAUGUAGUUUAAGUUACUUUGUGUGCGUCUAUUAACUGCACCGUUUCAUUAUUAUUUUAUAUUGAAGUGAUAUUAUGGGCAUUUUUCACUGUUGAAUUGAACUGAAAAGAAUAAAAAGGUCAAAAGUGUUAGUGAAAAUUUGGUUACUGACAAUAAGCUGCAACUCAUCUUGCUACCGGCUGUUUAUAAAAUUAGAUACUUUUUAUGCCUAAACAUUCUUCUAAGCCGAAAUGAUCCGUAAAACAAAAUAGUGUCUUUGUGUCGUUUGAACGAAUCUGCACUAAAACUAAAUUCCCAUCGUAAAUCGAAUACUUUCUGUCGUAAGUUGGGAAAAACGAAAGUACGGUUGAUAUACAAAUGCAUUACUUUCUCUUUCCUGGAUAUUGUUUUAUUAUGUUGAUGCUGCAUUCACAAAUAUAAGUGUAUCUUAAGUGAAAACAAAAACAAUAAAUAACGGUUGCGAUAGACACCUAUUAACUGUUAGAUGACCAUUAGAAAACUUUAAAUGAUUAACAAACAUAUUUGUUUUUGGUUUUAUUUUUACGACAACAGGUAUUAUCAUAUAAGCAUAUUUAGUGUUCCUGGCAAGUAAGUAUGUUUCCUGCCCGUAAAGAAUGUAUUUCACACAUUAACAAGGUCACGUAAUUAUGUACAAUUGUUUUCCCUUUCAUAUCGAGACAUCAAGGCGACCAGGCAGCUGUUUUCGCACCUACGAGUGGUCAAGGCUCCAGAAGAUGGGUGGAUUUAUAAUUGCAUGUUGUUUUUGCUAUUAUAUUUUAGCAGAGUCAAUUAGCAGUUUGAAGCCACAUCAAUUAUAAAGACUUAAUUGUUAUUGUGUCAAUUAUCAGCUCAUUAUCACUAUUGUUUGAAUAUGCGUAUAUAAGCUCGUUUCAUUCAGUUCAUUUUAUACAGUUGAUUUUGUCUACUACUGCUAUUUUGGAUUUACUGCGAAUUAUAUACUUGGUAUAUUUUCUACAGUGUUUGUUGUGAUAUUGUUUGUGCGUUUAGGAUUAUAUAUACAUUGUGCACAAUGACUCUGCGACACCUUCUGGCGACGGAAACCUUGUUCUUCCUGGUACAGUUUCUUGAAGACAAGAAGUUCCAGGUUCGAACCAGGAAACACUUCAAGGAUGCCGACGAAAUUGAGCUCAACGGAGUGUACAAUGUGCAGUGGGGAAGCGGGAAGCAGGUUGGGCUUGCAUCUGCGCUAGCGCAGGGAAAGAAGGGUACAAUGGAAAAAGAAAUGGCCACACGGAUCACCGCUUUGUCUGCCCCGACGAGAAAACGGAAGGCCGUGGACCAAACCGUCGCCAAGGUCACCAAGGUCACCAAGAAAAGAGCCGUAGUGGUGUCUGUUGGCUCGCCAAGGGACGACGCACAACCAACAACAUCUGAACAAACGACAUCACCCGUCGUCCCGGCUAACACCUGUAUAGCCGCAACGCCAACCAGCGCCACAACAACUUCAAGACAAGCGACGCCAACCAACGCCACGCCAAGAACUUCAGGACAAACAACGCCAACCAACGCCACGGACACGACGAGACCAGCAACGCCAACCAACGCCACGGACACGACACCAGCCAUCGCCACGGACACGAGACCAGCAACACCAGCCAUCGCCACGGACACGAUACCAGCAACACCAGCCAUCGCCACGGAAACGAGACCAGCAACACCAGCCAUCGCCACGUCAAUCAUCGCUAGACCCACGCCUGCCAGAAGAACAAGUUCAACCAUGGAACCCGGCAGCGUGGCACAUAUUCUUGUGCUGCUGAACCGCAUGGAGGCGUACAUGGCGGAUCAGACGAGAGCCAUGAUCAGCAUGGGAAAGAGGUUAACCAAACUGGAAGCGGCAGUGGAGCGGUUGGAGGUGUCGUUGGCCAGUCGACAGCCUAUGCAGCCUAUACAGCCUAUGCAGCCUAUACAGCCUAUGCAGCCUAUGCAGCCUCUGCAGCCUAUACUGCCCGACCCAGACCAAGAAAACCAGAUGCCUGAAACAAGCCUUGUUGACAAGGCGAUAUUGGACGCCAUAAAUAGGGAGGCAAACAAUGAGGCCCAUUUUGCCUGUCUACUGCUGCCGCACGUUUUCCCAGAGUUGUUUGGGGUUGACAAGCUUCGGCUGCUGUUCAACUGGAAUGGGGCGGCCGGGAAACAGGCGCUGGAUGCCUCCAGGAAGGCUUUCGUUGAACAUACAACGAAGUUUUUCUACCCGGACGCAAGAUCCACGUCGGGUUGGACGGCCGUAGUCCUGCGCAUCAAUGAGCGCCUGAGGAGAAAGGAAAAGAAAAAGAAAGAUCAGCAAGAAACGGAACGUUUGCUUGAGGAAGGACUGGGCGAGCUGUCAUUUUUUAAUUUGUAAAUCUCUGUACUCACAGCAUAUCUCUUUCUCAUUUUAUGAGACAAACAUACUUAAAACAAAUCAUAAUCAACACUAUUGAUUAUGAAUAUUAUUUGGUUGUAACAUGUUUUGUGAUAUCAGAUAUUUUAUCAUCAUCAUACAUUGUUGGGGCCUUAGGAAACUAUGCACAAUUUAGAUAAUAUUUAAAUGUGUUGAUCAAAUUGUAGAAACUGUACAUAUUAUAUAAUCAAACAUUAAGUUUUAAUGCCUUUUAUGCAGUUAAUGGUAUUACGUGGUGACAAUAGCCAGUACUUUGACAUUAUUCAGACUUCAGAUUAUAUAAAAUAAUUGAUAAAGCUCCUGAAAGACAAACAUAAAAAACGCUUUAAUAUAAAAUAAAAUAUGUUGAUAAUGUAUGAUUUAUGCAAUCAAAUAACAAUAGUUAUUUGUAAUAAAGAUUUUUGCCAUUUA